Molecule: messenger RNA, 1338 nt
Organism: Lasiosphaeria miniovina
Lineage: Eukaryota; Fungi; Ascomycota; Sordariomycetes; Sordariales; Lasiosphaeriaceae
Exons: 2
Coding region: 1-1338 (445 amino acids)
Source: RefSeq, a predicted model, not a curated record
AUGAGCACCGCAAUUGCCAUGGCUCCUUCUCCGGCUCCUCACGAUAGGCCAUCGUUUGGUGCCGAUCUUUCAGCGCCUUCCCCUGUCCCGGCUUCCACAUCGCCAUCUGCGCACAGGACGACAGCCGUACCACCACCUCCGCCCCCAUUGUCGGCAACCCCGAAUGCGCUUGCUCCACGCUCCGGCAGUGGCAGCCCCAGAGGUGUGGGUGCGACGAGCGCGAACAACUCCUCACCCCCCAGCGCGUCGCGAAGCGGCGGCGGUCCCCCUAAGAUCAUAGUAAAAAAAGAACCCGGCUCGCCCGAUCUGGCGACUGCACGCCAUAGACCAAGAAAGCUAGACCUGUCCAAGGGCGCAAACCCCGGAUCUUCUACACCCGGGACUGCGCGCGGCCCGCUGACUGCGCGGGAUACGGCCGGGUUGGGAAUCCAAGAGGUCGGCCUUGCGUGUCUAUCGCCAGGGUUCGUUACCCAGGAUCCCGUGAUGAAGGAGCAACUGCAGCGCAGUUUGAGCGUGAGGGACCACCAGAGGCAGAUCAUAGAAUCGCGGCUACAACAGCAGUCAGCCAAAGGCGAUGGUCCCGACAGGGACGGAAACUUCACCGCAAAGACGCCCGGCCUUGCGCGUAAGCGCGGCGCACCUCCAGGUCUCAGCAUUGUCGCGCCGUCGCACGAGCAUUUUGCGAAUGAGAGGGUGAUCCAAUCCGCUCCCCUGGGCCAGACAUUCACGGGGCGACACAACCUGCAUCCGCAAACUCGGCACAUCACCAACCAGCCCUCCAAUCUCGCCAGCACAUCGCACAUUCACCAUGUGCCGGCCAACCAGACCAACAAUCGCCUUCCUCCAAUUGCCGACGUAUUUGGUCAGGGGCUAUCGGGUCACCCCGAGUCGAGUGGUCACGCGCUCUUCGCGAGCCAGCAAAAUCGCGGCGGCCCCUUAGCCUCCCCGCAUCACCCCCCGCCGCCGCCGCCGCCUCAGGCGCCGACCCCGGGGAGGUUGCGGGAGUAUAAGUCUGCAGAGGAAGCCCAAGCGGAGUUGGCUGGCGGUCGUCCAGAGUUGUUGCCGAAGUUAGUACACUAUGGGGUUCAUCAACCCCCAACGCCGCCAUCUCCCGGGGCGCAAACCCACAGACCUGUAACUGACGCCAGCCGAAGCGCCAGCAAGCGGAGAACGCGGGCCGAAUACGAGGAGGGCGGCAGCCCGCCGCUAGGCAACGGCCGAGCCAGCACCCGAAGAGGGCCGUUUGGCGAAGGUCGCGACAGCCCCGAGACACAGCGCGCUAAGCGAGAAGAGUUUCUCCGGUUAUGCGAGCGCGCGUGGGAUCUUUUCCAUUCAUGA